ACAAAGCUCUCGAAUAAUACAUACACUCGACACGACGACCAAUAGUCUGCAGCGUAUAAAAUAUACAUACGCGUGCAAAAGUCAUCGAACUGCUUCUCUGCGUUAUAGAUAUAGUCCGUUGGACGUCGAUCAGUGAACUGCGAGAGCUUGAGAACGUCGCGUUCGUUGUUAGCUUUUUUUCCGAAAUUUUCGGCCCCUCGCUCGCUCCGCGCAGUAACAGUGUGCGUUGCUCAAUCGGUACACCAACAAAAGUCACUUCGUUAUUAUACCGUACACAUAUAAUACAUCAAAAAAGAAUCCAAAGUCGGAGUCGAAAAUUUCGCCGACUCUCGAGAGCGAGCUGUGUGCUGUGUGCUGCGGCGGCUACUGCUAAUGCUGCUGAUUGCUGCUGCUGCAAUAAGCUGCGAAUUCGAAAAUCGUGCCACAGAAGUCGCGAGUGUGACUGUGAACCACGCGCGCUACCUAACCUACAAAAAAAAGUUAUAACUCUGUAUCUCUCUCUGUACUUAUUGGUGAGUGUCUGCGAACUCUGGCUGCACACAUACAGAACGUCAACGUGUGAACUCUCUUGCCCUCUGUACUUGACUAGUUUUCGAAUUAUCGUGAUCGAAGAGAAGCAAAAUCAAAAAAGGAGCAAGUUGGUGAAACAAAGGCUAAUCGACGACGACAAGUAGUAGUGUUGUGUUGUUCUCAGGCCGCGAUCAUGUAUAUCAUCAUUGCAAGAACUCGUUGUUGAAACACACACACACACAUCCUAACGGUUUGUUCCGCAUUCUCCUCGUUACAUUACACCGUCGCGUGCACGUAUGUAAUGUUUAUACUAUAUAAAAUAAAUGCCGUCGAUUAUUAAAAGCGAUAGCAGUCGUCGACGUCGCCGUACGUCGAGCAUAAAGUCAUAAUAUCGUCUCUCUCUCCUUUGUGCGUCCACUCCAGAGCCGCAUAAUCGAGUGCGACAGAGAGAAAGAGCAAAGCCAGUCAGCCGUUGUCAACCGUAUAUAGAUAAUUAAAAUAUAUAUACACGAGACGACAGCCGAGCGACUUUAACAGCGCAGCGCGAAUUCUCCGGAAUCGUAACGUCGUCGCUCUCUCGCCCGAUUAUUAUAUAUCGCACGCAUCGUAUUCAGACAGAGACAGACUUGUGUAUAUCGAACUUGUGUAUAUUUAAUAUCCAACGCGAGGCCCCACGAGGCGAUUGGCGUUAAUUAGCCCGGCGAGAGACGGUCGCGCGGCGAGAUUAAUGCAUGCCACAAAGAAAACUUGAGUGAGGGGCAUCGAGUUGAAAGAAAUAAUAAGAAAAAACUCGAGUCGCGAGUGUUGCGGGUAAAAAAGUGCGUGCGACACUCGAUAUAUAUAAUAAUAUAAACGUAAAUGUAUGUGCCGCAUACACAUACGAGCCAAGCAGAAAAUAAUAUACUUCAAUGAGCACGAGAAGCGCCGACGAAGCUGAAGCAGAAGUAGUAGUGUACUCUGCCAACAUCAGUGGUAAAAACGCCUGCAGCAGUAAUAAUAUGCCCCCCACUUGCUAUUGUUACUGCGAGCCCGUUGCUGCUGCCGUUGCCGCUGCUGCUUCAACUGCUGCUGCUGCUGCUGCUGCUGCUGCUGUUACUGUUACUUUUGUUGGCCCAGUCAGCGAGAGCUCGAGAUCCUCAGCUGGUAUUCUUUGCCGAGAGGGAAAUAUACCUAUGAUCUUUGAGGACUUUCAUAGCUCAAUGCCCACGUGCCAUCAUCUGUAUGAUUAUGUCGUUACAAGACCUUAAUUGUUGGUAGUAAAAUUAAUGAAAAAUGAUAUAAAUCUUGUAGCCAAUUUUAUUUUUAAGCUCUUCAUUAGUUAGAUAUGUGCCCAAGAAUCAAGAGGUUCAUUCAACAAUAAAAGCUCGCAACUAACCUUUCAGAAUGUCUAAAAAUUUUCAACGAUAAAACACGUUGGAAGAAUAGUAUCAUAUGAAGCAUCAAUUUUUUCACAGGAAAAAAUGCGAAGUGCCGAGCAGCUACACACAAAAAUCUAGAGGGAUGAUGCACAAGGGGAAAAGUAUCAGAGUGACAACAGAACGAAGUUGGAUCGAGGCCACCUUCCACAAACGAGAAUGCACGAAAUUCAUCCCGAGUGCCCGAGACGAGCACCGGUUUGAAGAAGUUAGAGGCGAUAAGAAUGCUGAAUACGACGUGAUUACAACUUCAAGUUGCUGCUGCGGUCACUCGUAUACGCAUCAUUGCGGCACCGGAGCGGAUAUCCAGAGCUACGCCACCGGAGCCGCCGCCGAGGCCGAACGCGAGGAAUGGACGCCCGGCAAGAACACGAAACCCUUGCCGACCGAUGCCUACGGUACCAUCGAGUUCCAGGGACUGCCACAUCCAACCAAGGCUCAGUACGUGAGACUAGCGCACGACACGAAGCCCGAGCCCAUAGUACAGUUAUUGCGCCGCGAAUGGAACCUCGGCCUCCCUAAGCUUCUUAUUACCGUUCACGGUGGCCGUUCCAAUUUCGAGCUUCAGCCGACCUUGAAGAAGGUGCUUCGCAAGGGUCUCUUGAAAGCUGCCAAAACUACUGGCGCGUGGAUCUUCACCGGUGGUACCAAUACAGGAGUAACUAGGCAAGUGGGAGACGCUUUGUUAUUGGAGCGAGCACAAAGACAAGGUCGGGUUGUCAGUAUCGGCAUAGCACCAUGGGGAAUACUCGAAAAAAGCCACGAGCUCGUUGGCAAAGGACGAGAAAUGCCCUACGAGUCGUUCGCGUCGCCCUGGUCAAAAUUAGCCGUACUGAACAAUCGCCACUCUUAUUUUUUGCUCGUCGACAAUGGCACUGGGGGUCGUUACGGAGCCGAGAUCAUGCUUCGCAGAAAACUGGAGAAAUACAUAUCGAACCUGAAGCUCCAACCAUAUACCUUCAGCAGCAUACCGGUAGUGGCACUGGUGAUCGAGGGCGGCACCAACACCAUACGCUCGGUGCUGGAGUACGUGACGGACGAGCCGCCCGUGCCCGUGGUCGUGUGCGACGGAUCCGGUCGGGCCGCCGACAUCCUUGCAUUCAUGCAUAAAUACGCAGUUGAAAACGAGACGGACGGAGAGGGAGAUUCGGUUCUGGAUAACAUAAAAGACCACUUGUUGGAUACGAUCAAGCGGACCUUCGACGUCGGUCUGGAGCAAGCCAAUCAACUUUACUCGGAGCUGCUCCAGUGCAUCAGAAAAAGACAUCUCAUCACCGUAUUCAGGGUAGGACUGCAGGAUCAGCCGCAGGAGCUCGACCAAACUAUACUCACGGCCCUGUUCCGAUCUCAGCAGCUGUCGGCCGCGGAGCAGCUGUCGCUCGCUCUGAUCUGGAAUCGCGUGGACAUAGCCCGCAGCGAGAUCUUCGUCUACGGGCAGAAGUGGCCUCCCGGUGCCCUCGAGCACUCGAUGAUGGAGGCGCUGCAGCACGAUCGCAUCGACUUCGUCAAGCUGCUGCUGGAGAACGGCGUGUCGAUGAAGAAGUUCCUCACGAUGCCGAGGCUCGAGGAGCUCUACAACACGAAAGAGGGCCCGACCAACACGCUGGGCUACAUACUGCGCGACGUCAGGCCGCACAUACCGCGCGGCUACAUGUACACCCUGCACGACAUCGGCCUCGUCAUCAACAAGCUCAUGGGUGGCGCCUAUCGCUCCGAGUACACCAGCAAGAAGUUUCGCUUUCGCUACACGUCGGUGAUGAAGCGCUCCGGGGCUCUGAUGUCGCAUCACGCCCAUCGCAACAGCUGCGCCAUAGUCAACAAUCGCUCGUUCGCCAAUCCUGGCGGCCAGAAAUCCACCAUGAGUCUGCUGGCCGAGACGCUGCCCGCCACCCUCGAGACCGGCCUCUUCGAUUAUCCCUUCAACGAGCUGCUGAUCUGGGCCGUGCUGACCAAGCGACAGCAGAUGGCCCUGCUCAUGUGGCAGCACGGCGAGGAGGCGCUGGCCAAGGCCCUGGUGGCCUCGAAACUCUACAAGGCUAUGGCUCACGAGGCCGCCGAGGACGAUCUCGAGACCGAGGUCUACGAAGAGCUCAAGGGAUACGGAAGGGAGUUCGAGAAUAUCUCUCUGGAAUUGCUGGACUUUUGCUAUCGCCAGGACGACGAUCACACGCAGCAGCUGCUCACCUCGGAGCUGAAAAACUGGUCGGGACAGACGUGCCUCUCGCUGGCCGUCACGGCCAAUCAUCGAGCGCUGCUCGCCCACGCCUGCAGUCAAAUCAUCCUGGCCGACCUCUGGAUGGGAGGAUUACGUACUCGUAAAAGUACAAAUUUCAAGAUCAUGCUAGGUCUCAUCUGUCCAUUCUAUAUACCCAGGCUGGAAUUCAAAAGUCGAGAAGAAUUACAGCUCAUGCCGCAGACGGCCGAGGAGCACCUGAUCGCUCUCGAGGACGAGAACGAGGACAGCGAGUCCGAGACGUGCACGCCUCCCAGCCCCGACGUCGAGAAACGCCCGCCGCGCAGAAGCAUGAGCAUACGCUGCAAAACAAUCAGUCAGCAGGGUAGUAAUAAGCAAGCGUUGAUCGCCAAGGACCAAAGCACCGGAGCCGUGCCCAAGGAGACGAUCGUCCACGGUAACGGCAAGGUGCACACCGACGUCGACGAGGUCGGCUCGCAUCGAGCCUACGGCGUCACCACCGAUUAUCUGUACGACAACAAGUCCAGCAGACCGCUGAAGAACAAGAAGAAGCUGUACGAAUUUUACACCGCGCCCAUUACGAAAUUCUGGGCCAAUGCUACGGCAUACGUGAUAUUCCUCGUGCUGUUCUCGUACACGAUUCUCGUGCGUAUGCCCGACACGCCGUCCUGGCCCGAGUGCUUCGCCAUCGCCUACAUCCUCACCAUGGGCUGCGAGAAGAUGCGCGAGAUCGCGACGAGCGAGCCAGUGACGCUGUCGCACAAGUUCAGCGUCUGGACGUGGAACCUGUGGAAUCCCUGCGACGCCGGGGCCAUCAUAUUCUUCCUCAUCGGCCUGGUGCUGAGGCUGAGGCCGUCGAGCUUCGAGGAGGGUCGCACGAUCUACUGCGUCAGCUGCAUGUACUGGUACCUGAGAAUGCUCAACAUCCUCGGCGUCAACAAGUAUCUGGGUCCCCUCGUGACGAUGAUGGGCAAAAUGGUUAAGAACAUGAUCUACUUCGUCGUGCUGUUGCUCGUGGUCUUGAUGAGCUUCGGCGUUGCCCGCCAGGCCAUCUUGAAUCCUAAUGCGGAUCCUAAUAUGAGGAUAGUCAGAGACGUUUUCAUGGAGCCGUACUUCAUGUUGUACGGCGAGGUGUACGCCGAUCGCAUCGAUCCGGAAUGCGACAAGGAUCCGGCGAUGGCGCCCUGCCUGCCCGGCAGAUGGAUCACGCCGAUCGCCAUGUCGGUCUAUCUGCUCGUGGCCAACAUCCUGCUGAUCAAUCUGCUCAUAGCCGUGUUCAACAACAUCUUCAUCGAGGUGAACGCCGUGGCCCAUCAGGUCUGGAUGUUCCAGCGCUUUACCGUCGUCAUGGAGUACGAGCAGAAGCCCGUGCUCCCACCGCCGCUCAUCGUUGUUUCCCACUUGUACUUACUCGCGCGAUUUUUAUUCAGAUUGUGCACGCAAGGUCGACUACAGACGGGCGAGACUAGCGAUAACGGCUUGAAGCUCUUUCUCACGGCUGACGAUUUGGAACGUUUGUACGACUUUGAGGAGGAUUGCGUGGAGGGCUACUUCCGCGAGCAAGAGCAAAAACUCCAGGUAUCGAUGGAGGAGCGGGUCAAGGUCACGACCGAGCGAGUCGAAAACAUGCAUCAGAAAAUCGAGGACAUCGAUAAGAAGGGGAGCAACCUGACCACGUCGAUGCAGGGUGUCCAAUCGCGCGUAAGGAUACUGGAGGAGCUGAACGAGCAGACCCUGGCGACGCUGGGAGUGAUACAUCGAUUCAUGGCCACGCACAUGCCGCCCGCCGCCUCGGGUGGGGCCGGACACAGCGCGACGCCGGGCAUAAGCGAGCGCGCGGCCAGCACCGAGGGCCUCAUGCGCCACCUGGACGUGGUCUCGAGCGACUUCGUUCGACCGCGACGCGUCUCAGAGCGCUCCGAGGCCGGAUUGUCGGACGCCGAGUCGCACACUCAGCUCAGCUCGCUGCCGCUCAGGCGCAAGAAGCUGCUGCAACGAGCCAUGACCGACGCGGCUUAUCUCGCUGCCGGACUCAAAUCGCAGUCCUCGAUAACGGGCGAGCACGACGAGCCGUUCGUCGUACCCUCCAGGCAGGUCCACGUCGUGGAUGCUCUCGACGAGUCCGGCGAGAACGUCAGCGUCAACGAGUCAUCGGUUAGUGCAGGCGAUGUCGCCGCUCUCAGAGAUGAGAGUAAAGACACGACAAUGAGUCACGACGACAGCGAGACAGGAAAGGUAAAUGUUGAGAUGAAAGAAUUGAGAAACGAGCCGUCUGAAGAUCAAGCGACCUCCGGUGAAGCCACGACCACGGAAUCUCACCAGGAUUCAACGGAAUUGCCCAGCCGCCAGAACAGUAACAGUCGAACGCGUUCGGAGUCGAUGAAUGAAAAAACGAGCAUUGGAGCGGCGGCCGCAGCAGCCACAGCCACGGCAGCGGCAGCGGCUGUCGUGCCAUCGGCCAGUUUUCAGCGCGGAGUAACUUGGGCCGAGCCGCGCGUGGCCCUGCUUCAGUCCUCGAGCUCGAGUACCUCGCGCUCCUUGCUCAUGUCGAUGCGCGCUGAGUACACCAGCAUAACCGACGAGCUUGAGAGCUUCUGCGGCUUGUUGAGUCCGCCGAGAUCGCCGCCUACCUCGCCACCUCCCAUACGCGUCAGAACCAUGUCGGAGAGGAGCCAGAGCCAGAACAUCGUCGAGACGGCCUGGCAGGUUGAGAACAAACAUCUGCGCAACGCCGAGGAGUGUGAUUAUCAACAAAUGGAAGAUUUGAUACAGAGAAGAUACGUGGACGACGACGAAAGCAACAAACUCGAUGAGGCUGCGGGAGGUUCAACGACGUUUUACGUCAAUUCCGAGACGUCGCAUCCUCGGUUACUUCGUGGCGCGGCCAUCGAUUCCGAUGACACCCUUUCCGGGCCAAGACGUCGCGGACUUCGCAUGCCACCGAGCAUCAACGUUACCAGAGAGAUCGAGCAUACGCUCGCUCAACCGGCCGCCACCAGAGGCUCCAACGAGUCCGAUCCGAACGACAAAGACGUCGCGGCACCCGCCAGCGAGACCAUGUGCUGAGAGCCGUUCGAUACUAUACUUUCAGUCAUGAAGUACAUUUAAUCGAUUACCUCUCCCCCACAAUACAUACGUAGAGAAUACAUACGGAUGGAAUUUCAUUGUCACCACUAGUGUAGCUUAUAGUUUUAAGUAAACGAUUUGUAGACAAUAGAUUGCGCAAUUGCAUCAGUCAUCGAAAAUGACCAUAUUAUAUGAUCGUUAAAGUGAAAAGCUCUGCCGUUCUUUGUGUCUUAUGGUUAGUAUACAUAUAGUUGUAAAAAUGAUGAUAAUAUCAAAAACCACAAGCUGUUAUGACACGUGCGGUUAAACAAUCAACAAUGCAUCUUGUUGUACUUGUGUGUAUGUGUAUGAGUUACCAUUUGUGUACCAUUAAUGUACUGAGUAGGAUUUUAAUUAUGCAAUUUUUACCCUCUUCUAGGAGAUAAUCAAUUUUUCAUAGUGCAACAAUUUUACAGAAAAUCGCGCAAUUAUUUUAGUCGGCUAACGGAAGCGUAUCGUUACGGCUCUUCGUUAUUCAAUAAUCAUGAUUACAAGAUUUUUUGCGCAACGAUUUCAAUGCAAUUUUUGUAAAAGAAAUUGAACCCUCUGUAACUUAUUUAAGCGCUUCCAAAGUAACCUAGUACGUUGUAAAAAAAUAUACAUAUGAAAUUGUAUAUAUAAUAUCUAUGUAGCGAUAUAUUUUUGAACAUCGGAUGUUCUUGAAAUUUGGUUUUAAAUGCACAAUUCCUUUUUUAUAAUUUUAAUAUCAUUUUAAAUUAUAAUUAUUUUCUAUCUAAAACUAAGCUUGAUUUUGAGUUAAAAAACGAGUUUUAGAUUGAAAAAUGCACUUUUUUUAAAAAAUAAUUUUUAUAAAUUUGAUAAUUAUAUUCAUAUAUCUUUAUACUAUAUAAUCAUUAUACUGUGUUGUAACCAUAUUAUUUUAUAAGUAAAUUGUUAUGUUAAUUGAAGUUUUGCCGACGAAUUUACGUAUAAUUGGUUCUAAUGUGUAAGUCUCAAAGAAUUGUAAAUAAAAAUGCUGAUUAUACGAAUUGCCGACAAAAUGAAAAUGUUCAAGCAGGUCUUUAACAUUCUUCCUUCAUCAAAGCAUGCAUAAGGGUACAGUAAUACGAUAUUUUAAUAAACGAUUUACCACUACAAACUAUGUGACAUAAAUUUGAGAUUGAUCACAAAAAUUAUGUCAGAUUAUGAAAUGAAAAGAUAAAUAGUAAAAAAAGUUGAUAUUUAUCUAAUACGAAAUAUCCCGAAAUAAUAUUUUAGAAAAUUUUAAUAUUAGAUAGAAACUUCUUCGUAACUGGUUUAUUCCUCUCGAGUAUUUUUUUACUCUUGAUUCUAAUAAUUCAUGAAGAUGAGUUUUCUGAUCAUCGUGACUCUUCCUAAAAAGGCCUAAUAUAUUUCAAACAAAAUUAUUAUUAUACAUACUUACAAAUAUCGUAUCUCAUCCCAAAAAAUUAUGAAUCUGUAGAUUUAUCCCUUUUCUGAAGUUAAGAUUAUUAAAAUUUAUACUAUUUCUAUAAUCAUGUGGCUGUUAUGAUAUCAAAAUAAUAACAAUUGAAGAUUUGUUUUUUUACGAUGAUUUUACCAUGUGAUUUUGAGUAUGAUUGUGCCAGUAUGUAAUGAAUAUUAAAAAAGUAUCUUAAUAGUUGUAAAAUUCAUCGAGCAAAGCUUCGACGAUUUUUGUUUUCAGCUCUAGGCGUUUACAGAAUCAAAGCAAUACGUUGAUUACGCGAUAGCUGUAUAGCCAACGACGUGUGAUUUAAUAAUCAAUCGGCUAGAGCAAUAUGAUACUUGCCAAGUAUGAAUUUUUUUAUACCAACGCGCUAAAGCAAUUCGCAUACUUUAGUUAUAGUGUUUUGUACUAAUUCUUCCACAUAUCGAUAAGUUAUUGCUUUUCAUAUGUAUAAUAGUAUAAGUGAAUUUACUAUGUGCUGAAAAGUUUGAAGAAUAAACCUGACUGGAACUCUGUUACUCUAUAAUAAUAUAAAAAAAAAUACAUGUGUACUUGAAAAAAUAUAUGUUAAUUCCCGAGACUGUCGGUAUUGUUUCAAGGUUUAUAACUCGCGAUAUUUACAAUGCUAUAUACACGCUAUAAAUUGUAUUUGUUUCAAAGAAACGCAUCGCCGAGUACGAACUAUUUCGAGGACUCUCAUAAAUUGAAGCAUAUCGAGAUAUUCCUACGAUUCAAAAAGUAUUUUUAACUUCAACGUUGUGCGCUGUCAAAAAAAUGUCUACAGACGCGUUGUUGAAAAUAAGAAAAAAAAUUGAAAAAUAAUAACUAUUUUAUGUCAUGUAUACACAAUGCGUAAUCGAUCUGAUUCGAAUGGUGUUAAAGGACGUGAUAAUGUAAAAUCCUUUAAUGUUUUAGCUCUCUGUAAGCUCCAGCAUUGUUGUUACAAAAUUACCCUUCACUAUUUCGACGAUAUAUCUAUCCAUCAUUUGUGUUGGUAAUCCAAGCGCUGCAUGUAUACCUAUAUAUGUGUACGUCCGUUUCCUUUCAGUGGUCGCAUUGUCCUUGAAUAGUUUAACAAUAUCGUAUAUUUGUAAGUUAAAUUGAUACGCAAUAAAUGUGUUCAUGUACAUUU
Molecule: messenger RNA, 9764 nt
Organism: Trichogramma pretiosum
Lineage: Eukaryota; Metazoa; Arthropoda; Insecta; Hymenoptera; Trichogrammatidae
Gene: Trpm
Product: transient receptor potential cation channel trpm
Exons: 24
Coding region: 1942-7185 (1747 amino acids)
Biological process (GO): monoatomic cation transmembrane transport; protein tetramerization
Cellular component (GO): membrane
Molecular function (GO): monoatomic cation channel activity
Source: RefSeq, a predicted model, not a curated record